This is a messenger RNA of Spodoptera exigua (beet armyworm), 3594 nucleotides long. Lineage: Eukaryota; Metazoa; Arthropoda; Insecta; Lepidoptera; Noctuidae. The record is from the annotation of a GenBank genome assembly.
AAAAUGACAAAGAAACAUGGAUGCUUCAGCACUUACAUUUGUUUCCCGGAAAAAAUAAGACGUUGUUGCUGUGGUGGAAUGCCUUCUUUCUCCUCCACUCUUUCUUUAAUCCUCUCCACUUUGUCUGUAGGCUCUAUAUCUAUUUCAAUCUCCUUUCCUGUAAGCGUCUGUAAAAAUAAACGAGGUUAUAAGUUGAAAAUAACCAAUCCUAUCUUCGAUGUACCAGUUAGAAUCGUCUUACCUUUACUUUAAUCAACAUGUUGGUAGAUUUAUUUCUGUAAUAUCAGUACCUAAGUCACUAAAAUCAAAGUACUUUUUAUACGCGGUUCCUUUUAUUUCGAUACGGUAAAUUAUUUGUCACUUUUUGCUUGUUAAUCGCUUGACAGGAAGAUGUCAAGUUAUAUAUUUGACAGGGCAAGAUAUCGAUUGGAAUAUUGGAUUGAAAAACUAAUGUGUCUAAAUCUUGGUGUACACUAACGGAAUAAUUUGAAUUAACUUUAUUGAAUGUAUUCAUAAACUAAAGUAAAAGAGGUGCCAUAAACUAUGUUCUAUUUGUAGGUCAUACAGCAGGACAAUUUAUGGCUUUAUUAAAAUUGAAUGUAGGUGAUGUUCGCAACUCUAUUUUAAAAAUUAUCUAAGUCAUGUCAAAUUUGUUAAUGUCAAGUCAAACAAAUGUCAUAUUUGUUAUGAUUCAAAAUCUGUUUUCAUUAUUUCAUGAGAAACUGAAAUUGUGGAACAAUUAAAUAAAUAAUAAAAAAUUAAUUAAACGUAGUGCUUAUAUUCUCUUUGUUGUGGAACACUGCAUACCGAAAGUUUGCCUUUGGAACCUGAAAGAACUAUUUAACGAUAGCGAUGUCACACCUCCAAUUAAUAUUCAAAACAAUUGAAAACCUUACUCACACAGAAGGUCAAUGUGAAUUUGUCUCAGUCCUAAAAGAUGUUGCUGACAAUGAAAAUCAAGUAUUGUCAAAUGAAACUUUUAUAAAUUUAAAAUCAUUUAUACAGAAGAUAUUCAAUGUUAUAGAUGAACUUAUUAGUGAAUUAAAGAAAGAUGAAACUAUUCUCAUAAGUGUAAAGAACCAAAAGCUUUUGCGGACAUGUUUCCAGUUAGUAACUUCAGUUGGUAUCUCACCAAGUUUAAUACCAGGCCUUGGAAUAAAAUUAUCUAAGAGAUGCAUUACUGGAGCAGUUCUCCCAAAGCUUUUAUUAACUGACAAACAGAAAUAUGAGAUGCUAGUGGAAUGCACUGACUUUUUUACCAGAAGUUAUUCAGUGUCUGCCUUAAAAACAAUAAUUAUAACUCUCCACCUCUCAGACUACUUGGCAGCCUUAAUACAAUUAUCAUUUGCUCCAUUUAAGAAACCAGGCACAUACAAUAACUUUACAAUGACACAAGAAAUGUAUGACAAGCUCAAUGAAGACAGGAAAAAGUAUUUAUGUGUUUAUAACCAUCUUGUUUCAAAUUGUUUUCAACCAGUACUCAUGAAAGAGUUGUUAGUGCUUCAAAGUGGUUCAGAUCCUUCACCUCCAGCAUUUGCUAAAAGAAUUAUAGCUAAGGAACUAAGUCAAAGGUUGAUAGCUCCUGGAGGUCUGCUCAGCUUGAUCCGAUGUUUUAUAGAGAGCUAUGAUAUUGACACAGGUUUUGAAUGGAAGAAGAUUGACAUGAUCUGUAGAAUCAUAGCAGCAAGACAUGGAACUAAUACUGAAAGUGAAUAUCUAGCAAACAUUUGCAGUCAACUACAAGAAAUAUUGUCAGUAAACAACACACAUUACCUAGCUGCAGCUGUGGCUUGUGUUUUAAGCUUAAAUGAAAAGUUCCCACAGGAAAAACCUGUUGUAAUGCUAAGCAAUGAAGUGUUCCAAAGUUUAGACUAUAAUUAUUUAAGUAAAACCGGUUUACCUGGUACCAUUGUACUGUCUCCACAAGAAGUGGAACAAAAAAUCAAAGUUCUGCAUGCAUGUGUUUGUACAACCAAGUUAGACUGGCCAGUACAGUUACUGACACCAAACCUGUAUCUACUGUACUCUAUAGGAGUUAAGUGUAUGAAGAAUGAUGAUAUGAAAAUUAAAUUAAAAGACAUCAUCAUUAAAAGUCUAGAGAAGUUAAGAACAGAUGAACUGUAUGAAACAAUUAAAAUAUUUUUAUUUGGUAAUGUUGUACAAAACUCCCCUACAGUGAUUGUUGAAGAAUAUGAUGCUGGUGUUGCCAUAAAAUGUGUGUCAACCUGCGAAAACUAUUCAAAAGCUGAAUCUGUGAUAUAUAUUAUGGAUUUAUUUAAAAGUAUUGCAGAUAAUGUUCUUGUUAAAAAUAUAUUUACGAUAGCUUUAAGAAUAUUAUUAGAACUAAAUGAUAAAAGGCAAAAGAAAGGUAAUAAAGAUAUCCUACUGACAGAGGAUGAUGACCCCAUAUUGAUAGAUGAAAUUGAUGAACAAUAUGCAGUAAUCCUUCAGUUACUGUCAGAAGUAUCCACCUCACCUAAAAUAGUGAUGUCCUUGAAAUCAGAUCCAAUGAUUGUUUUUGAUUUCAUUGAACAUUUUAUUUUGAAACAGAAAUCAAACACAGAUAAUGAAUGUAUUACUAUAGCUUUAGUACUACUGAACACUAUACUGUCAAACUCUGAAAAUAUUGACCCAAGGUUCAUAAAAUUGGUGCCAGUUUUAAGAAAGAUGAGUGAGAAUGAUUCUAGUUUAAAUAGUAUUUUAUGUAAGGAGGCCUUGUCAUUGAUCUCUUUAGAAGGUCCUCAGAAAAAGGACUCAGCAUGUGAAAAGGCAAUUUCUGAUACAUUUGAUGAGUUGCUACCUGUGAGAGCCCAUGGGAUCAUUGAACUCACAAGACUUAUUGAUGCUGGGGAUGCUGAGACUAUUUCUAAGAAACACUAUGUAUUUUGUAUAUUCCAGGAACAACUAAAGGAUACGGACUCCUACAUUUACCUGUCUGCCGUCAAUGGUCUAGCUGCACUAUGCACGCACUGCACUGAGGACGUAUUACAAAUACUCUGCAAAGAGUUCUUACAAGACCAGAUAACUGCAAAGGAUGGCAACAUUCAAACAGGCGAAAGUCAAAAUAGGGAUGCAGAACUUAGAAUGAAAAUUGGCGACGUUAUUGUGAAGGUUACUAAAAGAUUAGGUGAAAUGGCAGUUGUUCAUAAGACAAUCCUACUGAACACGAUGCUAUGUGCAGUCAAUGAUACAGACCCACUCAUCAGGACAUCAGCCUUGUCCAACCUGGCAGAAAUAGCGUUAGUGCUGCACUAUAAGAUGGGAAGCAUCAUUUAUGAGGUACUUUAUUGUAUUUGGAAUAUAAUACAAACUGACAAGGCUAUAGAGUGUCGGAGAGCAGCAGUGAUGGUUAUUGCCAGUCUGAUCAAAGGUUUGGGCAAAGAUACUUUAUUGGAACUCAAGGACCAACUACUACCAAUAUACAGGACUUUGAAAAGUCUCUAUAGAGAUGAAAAUGAAGACAAAACAGUUCGACUCCACGCACAAAUUGCUUUAGAAGAACUAAACGAUGUUGUCAGACAAUUUCUAUUUCCUGAACUAAAGAUGGAAAAGCAAAUAUUUGUACUAGACGAACCACGAGACGUAUUCAAAUAA